Molecule: messenger RNA, 579 nt
Organism: Macrosiphum euphorbiae (potato aphid)
Lineage: Eukaryota; Metazoa; Arthropoda; Insecta; Hemiptera; Aphididae
Source: the annotation of a GenBank genome assembly
AUGGCACUUUCAAAACCUGCUGAAUUUUUACAAGGAUUAGUAUUGACCUAUUUGGAACGCUUGAAUUCAAGACCUAUUCGCACAAAGUCAAUUACCAGUUGUAUUAUUGCGUCACUUGGAAAUAUUACUUUACAAAACAUUGCUGGAGCUAAGAUGAUUGACCAGGAUAGUGUUGUGGCUUUUGGAUUAUUUGGUCUUUUAUUUGGUGGCCCAGUACCACAUUUUUUCUACGAGUCAUUAGAAAGCACUUUUCCAGAAAAUUCAUCAAAAAUGGUUUUUUUAAAGUUUGGUAUUGAACGUUUAUUAUUUACACCAUUUUAUCAGUUCCUUUCGUUAUAUGUGUUGUCAAGAUUUGAGGGAAAAUCACAUGAAGAUACAAUGAAGCAAAUAUAUGCAAUUUAUUGGCCUAUAUUAAAAGCAAAUUGGCAGAUUGUCUCAUUGAUACAGUUUUUCAACGUUAAAUUUGUACCUCCAAUGCUACGAGUGUUAUUCCAUAACAUGGUUGGCUUCUUUUGGGCCAUGUUCAUUACAUACAAAAAACGCAAUGAUGAUUUCAGACGAGCCAAUAUUGUUAAAUAA